Messenger RNA from Glycine soja, 1050 nucleotides. RefSeq names its product glycine-rich protein A3-like. The record is from RefSeq and is a predicted model, not a curated record. Lineage: Eukaryota; Viridiplantae; Streptophyta; Magnoliopsida; Fabales; Fabaceae. The coding region runs from base 189 to 719 and encodes 176 amino acids. The transcript has 3 exons.
CGCUGCCGUGUAACGCUAACUCGUUUCUUUGGCGCUCGUUCAUUCAUCAAUAAAUAAAACGCACACCUCUCUCCUCUGUUCACAAUAAAUCCCUAUUCCAAUUCCAAAUUUUCAGUUUCUUCCUCGCUUUUCUGCAAAAUCAUCUAAAUCCGUUUCUGAUCCUGAAUCAUCAGUUUUUCCCUUGAAAGAUGGGAGGUGGCAAGGACAAACACAAUGAAGAAGAGAAAGGAGUUUUCUCACAUCUGGCUCAUGGAGUAGCUCAAGCUGCUCAUGGUUACCCUCCAGGGGCAUACCCUCCACCUCCUGGGGCAUACCCUCCUUACCAAGGGUACCCACCUGCUCAUGGCUACCCUCCACAAGGUGGCUAUCCUCCGGCUGGUUAUCCCCCUGCUGGCUAUCCUCCUGCUGCUGGUGGUUACCCCCCUGCUGGUUACCCUCCACAUGGUUAUCCUGGAUCAUCUGCUCCACAUGGAUCUCAUGCGCCUGGGCACGGCGGUAUGGGGGCAUUGCUUGCUGGUGGUGCUGCUGCGGCAGCAGCUGCGUAUGGGGCUCACCAUGUUUCCCAUGGCCAUCAUGGAUAUGGUGCAUAUGGAGGAUAUGGACACAUGCCCCAUGGGAAAUUCAAACAUCAUGGCAAGUUCAAGCAUGGAAAGUUCGGCAAGCAUGGGAAAUUUAAGCAUGGGAAGUUUGGCAAGGGUAUGUUCAAGAAGUGGAAGUGAUGAUAUUAUAUUAAUUUUCUGUACAUACAAACCGCGAUUCUGGAUGCUGCUGCACAUUGCUUUUAUAAUAAACUCUACUUUGUUUGAUGUCCAUCUAUAUUUUGGUGGAACUCUAGUAUUUUUUUUUAUAGUCAAAGAUGUAUCAUCCCGUUCAUAUUCUAUUAUUCUAGAAAGUGCUUAUUCUAGAAAGUGAACGUCAAAUAGAUGAUGCUCUGGAUAUUAUGUGCGAGCUUGCAGUUGCUUUAGAAAAGCAUUGACUUGUUCAUGCCUUUUCUGUUUUUUUGCUUUGUAUACCAUUUUUAGUUUUAACCUUUGUUGGCUUUCUUAGACA